AUGGCCCCGUCUGCGAUCAGCGAUAUCCUCCCUUCCGGCCCCUUGGCCUCAAAAUCCGUUGCUCCUGGCAAGGAAGAACAUGUGCACGGCAUGCAAGACAAGUCGCCCCUCGCGGCCAUCUCGCACGGCGACGUGAUGUUGCCUGGUGUUCCCAAAUUCGACAACUUCGCCGCCCAACGCCAAUGGCAGCUUGAACAUAUGGCCGCGGCUUUCCGGCAUUGGGCACGAGAGGGCUUCGUCGAGGGAAUAUCAGGACAUAUCAGUGUGAGAGAUCCGGAGAACCACGAAGUCUUCUGGACGAAUCCGCUGGGUGUGCAUUUCGGCCUUCUUAAAGCAAGCGACAUGAUAGCAGUGGAUCUGUCGGGCAAGGUCGUGGGAGGAAACAGAACCCGACCCCCCAACGCCGCUGGCUUCUUAAUCCACAGCGAGGUCCACAAAGCCCGCCCGGACGUGACUGCGAUCUGCCACGCCCACACCGUCUACGGCAAGGCUUGGUCCGUCUUCGGCCGGCCGCUGGAGAUGCUGACGCAGGAUGCCUGCAAAUUCUACAACUCCCACUCGGUCUACAACUCGUACGGCGGCGUCGUGCUCGCGAGCGAGGAAGGUGCCGAGAUCGCAAAGGCCCUGGGCCCGACCAACAAGGCCUGUAUCUUGCGGAACCACGGGCUGUUGACCGUGGGCAAGACGGUCGACGAGGCCGCCUUCCUGUUCCUCAGCAUGGAACACGCCUGCCAGGGCCAGCUGCUGGCCGAGGCCGCGAGCCAAGGCGGCAACUUGGCCAAGGUGCUCAUCUCGGACGAAGAAGCCACCUACACCAACAAGAUGGAGACCGACGACCAGACCAGCUACGCCGAGUUCCAGGUCUACGUCGAUUGGGAGGACUAUCACAGCAAAGGCGAAUUCAGGAAGUAA
Fonsecaea nubica is the source of this 912-nucleotide messenger RNA. RefSeq lists its product as hypothetical. The transcript is spliced from 2 exons. The coding region runs from base 1 to 912 and encodes 303 amino acids. Gene Ontology annotation, cellular component: cytoskeleton. The record is from RefSeq and is a predicted model, not a curated record. Lineage: Eukaryota; Fungi; Ascomycota; Eurotiomycetes; Chaetothyriales; Herpotrichiellaceae. Gene Ontology annotation, molecular function: actin filament binding.